GGUCAAGCCCAAUGACAUCAUUUGGGCUGAAAGAACUGUUAUGGUGAUCUAGAAAACUGUUCAGAUACCCAGCCCAAUUGUAACAGGCAAUUUAAGAAAUCCCCAAAACAGCAAUUUCCCCAAUUUUCCUCCAAACCCCCCCAAACCUUUUUUUUUUUUUUUUUUUUUGGGGGUGCGGGGGUGAUUUGAUUUUCUCUAAACCCUAAACAUCUGAAGCCACAUUCAGAACCAGAAGAGAACAGGCAUAACCUCCAUUUCCAUUUUUUUUUCCCUUUCACUGCUAAUCAAACCAUAGAAAAUGUAUCUUCUUCGAAAACUCCCCAUCAAGCACCCAAAUUCCCUAUCAAUUCCCAAAACCCUCGCCGCUCGUUUCUACACCAACCAAACCCUUGAUCGGAGCUCAUUCCCCGACGAGCCAACCUCCGCCUACUACGAUGAGCUCACCAACAACGCUGCUCGAUCUGGGGAUCUGGAGACUAUACUUGUCCUGUUCAACAAGCGCAGAAGAGACGGUUGCUUCCCCACCACCAACACCUUCAAGUUCCUCACUAACACGGAAUCUUCUCGUUCAUCCCUCAUCACUCUCGUACAAACCCUAAUUCGUGUCGACAAGGGUUUGGCUCGGAACACCGCAUUCGAAUCCCUUAUCGCCCGCCUCUGCAAACUGGGUUGGAUCGACGACGCGCUGCAGGUGCUGGAUGCGAUGUCGAUCGGAGACUGCCGGUUCACCGCCUUCAGCUUUUAUCCGAUAUUGCAGGCGCUGACAAAGAAAGGGAAGGUGGAAGAAGCGUGGCGCGUGAUGGAACGGAUGAGAGAGGUAGGCGUUCCGCCUGAUCUGACGGCCUACAAUUACUUCCUGACUUCCCACUGUUAUGAUGGGAAUCUGAGGGCGGCGAGUGAGGUGAUGAAGAGAAUCGAAGAGGAAGGAUUGGGUACGGACGCCCGUACCUACGAUGCGCUGGUGUUGGGGGCGUGUAGGGCGGGAAAGGUAGAGGGAGCUCUGAUGGUGUUGGGGAAGAUGGUGGAUGAUGGAUUCCAUGUGAUGUACUGCACGCAUGUGCAUGUGAUUAAGGCUUUGUUGAAGCUAGGCUAUUAUGACCAGGCGGUGAGGUUUGUGCUGAUUUUCGCAGGGAAGGAUGAGAAACUGGAUACGGAGAGUUUUGGGGUUUUGGCUCACAAGUUGAUUACUUGUGGAAGGUUGGAUGAGGCAAAGAGGGUUUUGGAGGAAAUGGUUAAGAGGGGUUUGAAAAUGGGUGCAAAAUUAAGUAAGUUUUAUGAAAGUGAAUGUAAAGAAGUAAAAUGUAGCCAGAUACCUUGAUUUAAGAAGCUUAUAAUAUGCCAUUUGCCCCCAUUCUUUUUUGACAUUGAAAAACUUGGUAUAUUAUUGCUCGAGUUGUGUUGUUUUUGGCUUUUAUCAAGACUUGAGCAUUUAUAUCUUAAUCAUGCAAAUUACGCUAAUGAUUUUGUUAUACUCAGAACUAGAAUCUAUUCAGUUUAUUUGUUAGUUGUUGGGGAACAACUGAUAAUAGAUAUACUAUUGCUCUUUUGAAUAAAAUAAACCACUUUUA
This is a messenger RNA of Rubroshorea leprosula, 1568 nucleotides long. The record is from the annotation of a GenBank genome assembly. NCBI's taxonomy places the organism in Eukaryota, Viridiplantae, Streptophyta, Magnoliopsida, Malvales, Dipterocarpaceae.